GCUGGCCAGGAGCAGGGCAGGGCCGUCCUUCCUGGAACAGCCCUUCUGUGAACUGAGUCACAGCCAUGUGAGGUCCACCAUGCUCACAUCAGCACCCUGCCGCAGCACAGGACCAGCUUGGACCAGAGACCCCCACAUUUGACACCAUGGAUCCUUCCGACUGCGAGGACGCCCCAGGAAGCAGAACCUUCAUUGAGGAAGCCGCUGAGUAUCUGCAGCACACAUCCGGCCGGGAAGACCUGAGGCUGCUGCUGACUGAAGAUGGCGCCUGGGAGGCCUUUGUGGCUGAGGCUGAGCUGUCCAGAGCUGAUGCAGACACGCUACGUAACGCCCUCAAUGCGCUCACAGCAAACAUGGCUGUGGAAGACCAGGACAGGCUCCGCCGCGACCUGCAGGACGUGGAGAGGUUUAUGGAUGUGUUUCCCCAGGUGAAACUGGAGCUGGAGGGGCACAUCAGGAAGCUCCGCACCCUGGCUGACAAGGUUGACAAGGUUCAUAGGGACUGUACCAUCUCCAAGGUGGUGGCCGGCUCUACCAGCACUGUGUCUGGAGUCCUGACCCUCCUUGGUCUCACUCUGGUACCCGUGACAGCUGGGGUCAGUUUGGUGCUCUUAGCCACAGGGAUGGGCCUGGGAGCCGCGGCGGCUGUGACUAGUGUCUCCACUGGUAUUGUGGACUACACAAGUAAGUCAUCAGCCCAAAUGGAAGCCAGCCACCUGGUGUCAACCAGCAUGGUCAAAGUGAAGAUGGUCGCAGAGGCUGUGGUUCAUUCAGGACCCCAAGUCUUUUCCUUAUCUGAGAAUUGCUGCCGAGUCCUACGGUGCAUUGAGCAGAGCAUCUCUGCCAUCAAGCUCGCCAAAGCCAACCCUGCCUUAGCAGCUAGUGCCAAGCGCCUCCUGACCAUGGGGAGCACCUCUGCCCAAAGUGGUAAGCAUGUGAAGAAAGCCUUCAAAGGCACUGCCCUGGCAAUGAGCAGAAGAGCCCGGAUCAUGGGCAUAGCCACUGCAGGCGUGUCCCUCAUUGGGGAUGUGAUUAGCCUUGCGAAAGAAUCCAAGAACUUGCAUAAGGGUGCAAAAGCAAAGUCGGCCGAGGAGUUGAGGCAGCAGGCUCAGGAGCUGGAGGAGAAAUUGGAGGUGCUCAUCCAGAUCUAUGACGGUUUGCAGUCAGGCUCAACUCGGUAACGUGCUUCCUCCCCCAGAGCAGUGCAGGAGAUGGGGAGGUGUGCUGGAUGGAGACCAAAGCGUUUUUGUGAGAGGGAAUCAGAUCAAAGAAGUUCAGGACUUAGGCAUUUGUUCUUUUCAAAACACUUUGUUGUGGUUUUCUUUAUAUGUAUAUGUGUGUAUCUGAGAAUGUGGGUGUAGGUGCCCUCUGAGACCAGAAGAGGGCAUCAGAUCGCCCAGAGCUGGAGUUACAGGAGAUUGUGAACUGCCUGAUGUAGGUACUGGGAACUGAAUUCAUGCCCUUGGCAGGGCAGCCAGUACUCUUAACUGCAGAGCCACCUUUCCAGCCAGAGUUUGACAUUUUCUCUAGCUGAGUACUGUAAGAUUAGUGCUGGCAGCUAAUGGAGUAAAGGGGGAAAGAAUGGGGGUCUGAAACAAGGGAUCAGAGGGGGCUAGGGAGUGCGGGGGUGGGAGGGAGCAGUCUGUUUGGAGUAAAGCGCUUUGGAGGCUUGAAUGAAGAGGGUUGCGCAGGAGCAAGCAAGGAGGAAGCAGGGAGUCUGACAAACUGGGAAUAGGAGAAAGUCAGAGGGAGAAUUCUGGCUGUGGAAGAGCCACGGUGACUUCUUAGGAUGGCAGUGGUGGUAGUCACAGGUGGGGGUGAUGGCAGAAUGGGCAAAACAGUUGUCAAGGGUACCCUCAAGGACCAGUGAAAUUCCAUUGACACUCUCUAGGGUGUGCCGGGAUGGUGUGAUUGAUUUAGGGCUGGGGAGUGACCCAGAUUGGACUGACAGGUCAAGAGACUUUGUGGUGUGUUGAGAGCAGCCAGACUGUGGUCAAGAGACAUGCCUUCUCAGAGACACAACUUCCUUACGAGUUGGGGUAGGGUUGGGGGGAUGAUGGACAAGACCUCCUCUCUGCUCAUCUUCCUCUUCCAUCUUGUGUUCUAUAUAGACUUUAGCUCAAUGAAUAUUAGCCAAUUAGUCUAGAAAAAUGGGGCCUCCCAGACUGAAGGUUCCAAAGUCAUAUGUGAGGAAAACAAAACACUAGAUGGAGCAUGUUUCAGGAUGUGAGAUCGGAGAGCAUCUGCCCUCAUCCUAACCAUCUACCUGCUAGAUCCACAGCCCCUUCCAUGAGGAAAUGUGCUCAGUCCUAGGGUAGAGCACAGCCUUGUAGGAGGCACAGAGGUUCUUCUGCUCACAGAUAAGCACCAGGGGAACCAGGAAGGUUAGCAAUAGGGUUGAUCCUUCAAAGGAAGGGAUGCAGAAUCUGUUAUCUGCCCAGAAGAUUGGGGGCAGACAUGGUUCAUAGUUUCGUGACCUUUUGUUCUAUUUUUGUGUCUAAGACCACACCAGAUCCUCCCUCUAGAUCCUUACUGUGAACUUGUCUACGUAUAGAACCCAUCUCUAUGAAAGACGUCACUUGUACAGAAAGAGUUUGAUGUAGUCAUGUCUUAGGCUUUAUCGCUCACACAGGAUUGAGUUAAUCAUCACCACAAAAGUGUUCACCAGUUUGUGGCAUUCUUCAAUAUGCCUAAAAUAAACUACUUGGGGAUCAGACUCCUGAAAUUUGAACCAA
Molecule: messenger RNA, 2735 nt
Organism: Apodemus sylvaticus (European woodmouse)
Lineage: Eukaryota; Metazoa; Chordata; Mammalia; Rodentia; Muridae
Product: apolipoprotein L2-like
Exons: 4
Coding region: 147-1181 (344 amino acids)
Biological process (GO): lipid transport; lipoprotein metabolic process
Cellular component (GO): membrane; extracellular region
Molecular function (GO): lipid binding
Source: RefSeq, a predicted model, not a curated record